AUUUAGGAUUUUAUAAUUUAAAUGACAAGCCAACAGCAAAAAUGAAGUUUCAUUAUAAAAUGGAAUCAGUGCUCAUAGGUAUAACUGCCUUAUUUUGUACAAUAUUAUUUUUGAAACUCCUUCACAACUUGCGAUCAGCGUUUCCCUGGCGAGUUAAUUGUUGGUUUUGCAACAUUAACACUUGGGUAAAAUUCCCUGCCCGCAAUAGCUGGUUUUGUCCAAAAUGUGAACAGUACAACGGUUUUACGAAGGAUGGUGACUAUAAUAGGGUGCUCAAUUUACCUGUGGAGGAGGCAUGCAAGACCCCCAAUAUGUUUAAAAAGAGUCCUCCAAAGAAUGGCCUUUGUAAAAUGUGUAAUAUAAACCAGCAACUCAAGGUGACACAGUUGGCUAAUUUUGUUCCUAUGAAUGAGAAGAAUUUCGAUGAUGAAAUAGAAUCAUAUAAGUUACAAUUAGAAAAGGCAUACAAAUUGUGCAGUCCUUGUAAAAGAGUGCUACAACACAAGUUGAAUAAAGAAAAAGAAACCUUCUUAGGUUCAAAACUGUUGGAAACUAGGACACCUGAAAAGAAACUAGAGAAAAAGCAACAAAAUAAUAAUCAAAUUUUGAGUAAUCUUAUAAAUGGUUCUUCCGAAUUGUUAGCAGUAAUAUUAUUUGUACUCGUAGCAAUUGAUGUCAUAGAUAAUAUAAAAAAACACAAAAGUUUAUUGACAACAAUGCACUAUAUUAAGAAUAUAAUAUUUACCCUAUUUGAGAGAGUAUUUAAUAUUAUCAAAAUGAAGGCAUUUAUGACAUUCCCGAUUCUAGAAAAUAGUUUAUACGACAUGGAUCAAGUAGAAAGUAUUGACAUGUUACAAUAUUUUAAAAUAGAAAGUAUAUAUUAUUUUAAUGAUUUGACUCAGAAGAUAUUAAGUUGUUUUGUAUGUUUCAUACAAAUUGUUGGUGUCAUUUUGAAAACGAGUAAAGCAAACUAUAGUAUGAUGAUUGAUUUGCUUUGGUUAGUUUUUACAAUUACGUCAAUAAGUCAUAAGUCUAUUAAGUUGGAUCCUAUUUACAAGAGUUGUUUCAAUUUGCUGAUCAUCUCUGGACUUAUUUUGUUGUAUAGAAAAAUGAAAUCAACGAAUAAUAAAACAUCCUUAAAGUUGAAAAUGAGUCCACAAAAAGUGAAAAAACCUACGAUGGGAACAUUGAAUUGUUUUUUGAACGAUGAUAGCAUGUCUCUCGAUACAGACGAUGAUGUAUCACUCAGUAAAUUCGGAUUAAACAACUUGGCAGAUUCCUCAAAUGAAUCUAUAACUUUAAACAACAGUGUAAAUAAUGGAAGAUCAUUCAGUCCACGGACAGAAAGCGUUUGGAGCAAGACGAAAUUAAACUCAACAUUUUGUGUCAAUCCCGUGUUAAAUAAAAGUAUGAGUUCCGUUACCGAUAAUGUGUUCAUAAAGCCAUCUUUUAAUAAAUACCAUAAUCCGGUUAAAAGUGAUUCGGAUGUUGAAUUAGAUGAGAGCAUCAGUUCUUUAUCUAUCGGUCCCAAAAAUGGUAACACGAAAAGUAAUCCAGUUUUUGGUUUGCGCAAGUUAAAUGCUACGCCAUUCGUGGCUCCGACGCCGAUAGCUAGGUCUCGCCCUCUUAUAUCUCCUAGUAAAUUAGGAUACAGUACUUCCUGGGUCGCCGGCGGAUACUGGGGUAACGAGGGUCAGAUAUUUAACAUAAACGGUAGUCGAUCUUCCAGUCAAAGCUCCGGGUUCGAAUCUCAGACAUCGAGUAUGAACCAGCGCAAUCUGUUUUCGCAGCCUCCAUCUCGGGAGGAAUCAAUUUGCGGUGAACUAGACAGACAACCGAUACAUUUAGAUCGUUUGCAGAACUGUAACACGAAUUAUUUCCAAAACUCUUCAAGUUUCACUCCGAUCUGUGGACCCGUCUUCCCACAAAUGCAGUAUAAUAGUCAUGUACAAAUACCUCAGCCGAGAAUGUCUCAGCAGACCAUGUCCCAGAACGUAUUUGCCCGACGGGCGGGCUGCCCUACCAACGAUAUGUUCAAAGUGCCCGGCGGCUCGGGUCUCAUUAGAUUACCUCAAGAGAACUCGUUCGCGUCGCGCUGAUGUCAACAAUAGUCGACAUGUUAUAUUUAAAUUAAGUUGUUUUGUUUUAUCACUACGAUCGACUUUAACUUAACUUCAUAAACUGCCAUUAAUUUAAGAAUCUUAUUAAGUUAUAUCACGUGCAUUAGUAUGUAAGCGGUUACUAGAUGUAUGUUUGAAGGUAAACUUAGAGGUAAGGUCAUGCUGAUCUCGUGUCUGGAGCCGGCGGUGGAAUGUGAAAGCAUUAAGAAUUAUUGUAUUGUUACAAUUUUUAUAUGGACGUCACUUGUCCUCUUCUUGAACAAAAUGUGAUAUGUAAAGACUAAUAA
Molecule: messenger RNA, 2407 nt
Organism: Papilio machaon (common yellow swallowtail)
Lineage: Eukaryota; Metazoa; Arthropoda; Insecta; Lepidoptera; Papilionidae
Exons: 5
Coding region: 42-2099 (685 amino acids)
Biological process (GO): nuclear migration along microtubule
Cellular component (GO): nuclear membrane
Molecular function (GO): actin filament binding; lamin binding
Source: RefSeq, a predicted model, not a curated record